This is a messenger RNA of Paramecium pentaurelia, 1425 nucleotides long. NCBI's taxonomy places the organism in Eukaryota, Ciliophora, Oligohymenophorea, Peniculida, Parameciidae. The record is from the annotation of a GenBank genome assembly.
AUGAGUCCAAAAAAUAAUAUUCCUUUAUUCAAUUUAACACAGAUAAUAGUAGGGAUUGUUGCUUUUUCUUAAGGAGUUUAGCAUUUGGCUGAUUUAUCAAUUCAAUACUUAUAUAAGGAUGAUUUUCAUGUAUCACCUAGUAGAAUGGGAGUAUAUAUUGGACUAUCAUAAUUGCCAUGGUAUAUUUAUUAAUUAGCUUAAUUAUAGGAUAAUUAAACCAAUUUGGGGAAUUAUUUGUGAUUCAUUUCCUAUUUUAGGUUCUAAAAGGAAAGCUUAUAUUGUUUUUUGUGGUUUUUUAAGUUUCAUUGGAUGGCAAUUAAUGGCAUAUACUGGAGUUGAUAAUGUUUAUUUGGCUGUUGCUUUACUUAUUAUGAUAUCAUCAUCAGUUUGUAUCUGUAAUGUAGUUGGAGGUAAAAGUAACUUAAAUUUUAGAGGCUUUAAUGGUUGAAUAGUGUGCAAAUGAUCAUGCAGCAAAUAAUGUAUCAGUGUUUUUUGGAUUCAAAGCAGCAGGUGGAUUAAUUAGUGCAUAUUUUUCAGGGAUGUUACUUAUGUAUCUAACUAAAAGACAAAGUAAUUCACUUUAAAAUCUAUAACUAGUAUUUCUUAUUAAUAGUUUGUUUCCAUUAACAAUGGCUAUACUUUCUUUAAAAUUAAAAGAGACUCAAUAAACCCAAUAAUCAUAAAAUAUAAAAGAAGUUUUGAGUAUUUUUUGGACAUUCUUUUCUAAUCCCAAAAUUUAUUAGUAAAUAUUUAAUCUAAUUUAAGAGACCUGUAUUGUUAAUUUUAGCAUUCAUGAUGGUACCUUCAAGUAGUUCAAUAAUGUUUUAUUUUUAUACUGAAGUAUUGCAUUUUACUCCAAAAUUCAUGGGAUAUCUAAAAUUUAUUAGUUGUUUGGGAACUCUACUUGCAAUUUUAUUGUAUAGAAAUUUCUUAAAAGAUGUUGAAUUUAAAAAGAUAUUUUUAACAACAACUAUCUCAUUCUUCUUUUGUUAUCUCUCAACUAUACCUUUGGUUACUAGAAUGAAUGUAUAAUGGGGAAUAGAUGAUAGAUUUUUCUGUUUAGGUGAUUCAGUCAUAUUAUAAUUUAUUGGAGAAUUGAAUUUAUUACCUAUAUUAGUGUAUGCAUGCAAAAUAUGUCCUAAAAACAUUGAAGCUACAAUGUAUGCUAUGCUUAUGGCUACCAUGAAUCUAGGAACUUUUGCUGGAGGAUAAUUAGGCAAUUUGAUCUUAUAUGAAAUGGGAAUCAAUUAAUAAGAUUAUUCUAAGCUUUAUAUAUUUAUUGCUCUAUCAAGUAUCUUCUUUAUUUUACCUUUGCCAUGGAUCCAUUUAAUUAAUGAUAAAGCAAUAUCAAAUUAAAAAGAAUAAGAGUCUCCAUAAAUUUACGAUAUUGAGGAACAAUAAAAAUUGAUUGCUGAUGCAGAAUGA